CUGAGACACAACUUUACACUCCGUGGAGUAAAAACUCACAGACAAGCCAGUCCCUCAGCGAUGCUUCUCCGACACCACGCGAGAGAUUGAUCACCGAUCAUCAGGACUGAUCGUCCGCCGGCAGUCAGCCCUGUAGUGUGCAGCGGAGAAAGCAUAACCAGUGUGCCCCCCUCCUCCUCCUCCUCCUCCUCGUUGAGCUCCAGUCUCUCUCAGGAAAACGACGCAGACAUGUCAGAGAGGAGAGGUCAGAAGAAGUCCAUCUUUCUGUCAUCAUUAUUAGUGUGUUGCAUGUUUGCUAGUGCAGAGUAUUCCAGCUGUGGAGAGUACGAGUUCUUCAACCAGACCAGUAACAGCUGUAAGGCCUGCCCUCAGUGCCAGCCGGGACAAGAGCCACAUAUGACCUGUGGCUACGGAGUGAAGGACGACGACUUUGCCUGUGUGCCGUGCCCACAUGGGAAGUAUUCCAAAGGGAAGUAUGAAAUCUGCAGACGGCAUAAGGACUGUGACGCCCUCUACAAAGCCACUGUACGCCUAGCAGGAACUCCAGACAGCGACGCUGAGUGUGGACCUUGUUUACCAGGGUAUUACAUGCUGGAGACCAGACCCAGGAACCUCUACGGGAUGGUUUGCCAUUCCUGCCAGAAUGCACCGCGCAACACCAAAGAAUGCAAGUUAACACCUGGACCAAAAGAAAAACCUCCGAUCGACCCUGGCAGCACAACUGUGUUCCCUCAUCCACAUAAAGACUCAACUGGACAAGGUCACUUAGCAACAGCUCUCAUCAUUGCCAUGUCAACCAUUUUCAUCAUGGCCAUCGCCAUUGUCCUCAUCAUUAUGUUUUACAUCCUGAAGGCCAAACCAAGUGGCCAGGCAUGUUGUUCUGGACAAGUUGUGAAGGCGGUGGAAGCCCAGACAAAUAAACAGGAAGACAAGAAAGAUGUUCCUGACAACGUGGUGAACUACUCAGAGAAGGACGAGUUCGACAAACUCAAAGCGCCUCCUCAGAAGACUGUGAAAAGUGAAAAUGACGCAUCAUCUGAGAACGAGCAGCUGUUGAGUCGAAGUAUUGACAGCGACGAGGAGGCAUCUGAGAAGCAAGGAUUAGCAGAGAGCAAGAAGCCCAACCUGUGCCUCGUCAACAUGGGGAACAAGCCCGACCUGUGCCUGCUCUCUCUGGGCCUCCGGGACCGCGACCGAGCCUGCAACGGGAACCCCACCAUUGCAGAUAACAUCCCGAGUCCAAACCACAUCAGCAAUGUCAACCACAUCAACAGCAUGAACGCAAUUAACAACAACAAUAAAACACCAGGGAUGCUACAGAGUAGAAGGAAAAAGAUCCUGGAUCUGUACGCCAGAGCUUGCAAUGCAACAGAGGGCCUGAGCCCCACAGAGCUUCCUUUCGACUGUCUGGAGAAGGCCAGUCGCAUGCUGAGCUCCUCGUACAGUAGUGAGGCAGCCGUGGUGAAGACAUGGAGGCAUCUGGCCGAGAGCUUUGGGUUAAAGCGCGACGAGAUUGGUGGCAUGAGUGACGGUCUGCAGCUCUUUGAGAGAGUGAGCACUGCGGGCUACAGCAUCCCAGACCUCCUGACCCGCCUGGUACAGAUCGAGAGGUUGGACGCCGUUGAGUCGCUCUGUUCUGACGUUCUGGGCAGCAGUGAGAUGGCAGCGGCUGCCGGGCGGCAGGGCAUUGGUAGUUUCCACAGCCAGUUAGCCUGUCCAUCUCCAUGCCCCUCUCCAUCCCAGCGCUGUGCCAGUGUCUAAACAUGUGCUGGAGCAGAGACUUCACAGACAAUGCCUUACAGUAUACAUGUAUGUAGUGACAGAUACUGCUCUGACGAGGAGGAUAGCACAUGUACAGUAUAGACCUUACCCCAGUCACAUGAAGAAUUUCAGUGGACCUCCCUAUGCACAAUCCUUUUUUCCUCUUAUGGGUUUCCUCUGUCAAGAAGCUAGUAAACUGGAACACUUUGUGGGCCUUAAUAUUCUGCCUUUCUAAAGUGCUUAAGCCAAAAAUGAAAGACCAAAGAUUCAAAUGACACUCUAGUUUACCAGGUCAGAUAUUUUAUCUUAGCAAGAACAAAAUACUUAAUUUUUUUGUUUUAAUUUCACAAGUGAGCUGAUACAUUUUUGCCAAAGUAGCUAGAACUGCGCGCUGGACGCCAACCAAGAACACAUGUAACUUUGAUUUACAUACAUUUGGAUACAAAAUUGAGUAGGUUGUGCAGCUGAGAAACAAAUGCAAUGCUGUGCUGAUGGAAAUGUUUUUUGUACAACUCCUCUGCAGCGGUGCAGAUAUAGUGCCUUUCUUGUUUGGCACACAGGUUCACCAGUCAUUAGGAAGAAUGUGGAUGUGCAUGCGUUCUUAAUUGUAGUCAGGAUCAAGACCCUCUGGCUAAUGCCACAGCCUACUGACUGUAACUAGAAGUUUUUUUUCCAUAAUAGAGAGAGAAAACUUUCUUUUAAAGAAGAUUCCUCAUUGCACCUCGGACUGUGAUGACACAUCACAUCACAGAGGAACAACAGCAAAUACGAGAUCCCUAUGCAAUAUGCCCAGCUCUAAACUCUAGGGACAAUUCCUGUGUUCUGUACUGAACUGUAACCCUGACAGCUAAAUUAAUUCACCUGUAAUCAACAUAACAGAAGAGUAUUUUCACUUUGAAAGAAUCCUAUAAAGCUGAGCUAUUUAAGCUGGUGUGUGUUCAGUGUUAAUCCGACAUGAUGCUUGACUACAUCACUGCUCUGCUGCACACGUUAUGCCUGAACACACAUGUAAAGCUGCUUUCCACAACCUGACACACAAGCCUACAUGCUCUCUCACACUGCGAGAACUUCCUCAGCAGCGACCCAGUCUGUGACCCCAACACCCUUAUAAUUCGUCCUCUCGCCACAUUUUCCCCUUUUUACCCCAAUGCUGCGGUCUAGUGCUGCCGCCAGACCUAAUUAUUUGGCGUGUGGCUGCCUGGGCCCCUAAUGGGCUGCAGUGUUGUGGUUUACAAACCGGGUGCAAAGUGCCUGUGAUUUCCAGCACCCAAUUAAGCAUUUAGGGCCACUUAACCACCGAAAGCCCAGUGGAAAAGCUUUUAAAACCCCCGUAUUAAAAAGAGAGAUGCCACAGAGGAGGCAUGACUAACUGCCCCUGAGGGUGGCUGCGACCUGAACAGUGCAGGAAUGCAGCCGGUCGUGGUGGAAGCAGCGCUACGGUCGUCCUAUAACGUCUGACCUUACUCAGCUUUUGUGGUCGGCUAAGUCAUGCUCAGACAGGAUUUAAGCUCCCCUCUCCCCUUUGGGACCGUUAAGGCAAAUGAGAACAGUAUGCAGCUGUGUGAGUUGCAGUCCUCUGUAAAGCAGCUAAAAAGAAAGUGUUAAAGUUACAGAGACCAAGGGGGACUCAAAGAAAGCAUCAAGUUAAACAUUAUAAAUAGCAUCACAUUAAUGCUCAUUUUAGAGAUUUAGUGAUUAUCUUUCCAGAUAAGAUGCUGUACUGUAGGUCAGCAUCCCACUUUUAUCCUGCAGUUAAGCUUCAAAACUCAGCAGUAAGCUCUACAUGCCAACUUAAAUAAGCAACGCCAAGACUGCCUUUGAUCUCAUGUCUCGGUAAUAAGACUCAUCUUUAUCUGAUGCCUGAUGAUGUGAGCAUUAUGUCCCAUGGCAGCUAUGCACAAAAUCAAACACAACGCCUGCUGCCAAGUUCUUUGUCUAAGUCUUUUUUUUUUCUUCCAUCUUUUAAAAGAGCAAACUUUGGGGCUGGACUCCAAUGCUUUAACUUAAUUAAUGUGCAUGUUCAUCAAUCAUGUAAUUGUCCUUUUCUUUCUUUGAAUAUCUCUUCAUAAAAAGGCUCACAUUUUUAAAUGUAACACAUUAGAGCAGGGUUGUCUUCACAGCCAACACAUUUCCCUACAGUAAACUUAUUACCGUGACCUGUGUGGUGGAAAACCUUCAAAGACAGUUCUAAACAGGUUUAACUCUUUUUUUAAAUGAUGUUUUAUGCUGUUGGACUUUUUGUAAAUAAUCAAAUUGAUGGAACUGCUUUGAAAUGAAAUGGACCUAAGCCCUGUUAUUAGACAGGCAAAGUCUUGUCUGACAUAUAUUAUGCUGAUAGGAUGAAAUACAGAAGCCAAACAUGAAUUACUUACCUCAAUAGCACACACAGACGAGUAGAACAUGUAGAAACACACUCAAACUCUUCAAAAGUAUAA
Labrus bergylta (ballan wrasse) is the source of this 4196-nucleotide messenger RNA. It is a transcript of the gene edar, whose product is annotated as ectodysplasin A receptor. Gene Ontology annotation, molecular function: signaling receptor activity. Lineage: Eukaryota; Metazoa; Chordata; Actinopteri; Labriformes; Labridae. Gene Ontology annotation, biological process: positive regulation of JNK cascade; positive regulation of canonical NF-kappaB signal transduction. Gene Ontology annotation, cellular component: plasma membrane. The record is from RefSeq and is a predicted model, not a curated record.